This is a messenger RNA of Lactuca virosa, 420 nucleotides long. NCBI's taxonomy places the organism in Eukaryota, Viridiplantae, Streptophyta, Magnoliopsida, Asterales, Asteraceae. The record is from the annotation of a GenBank genome assembly.
AUGCUAGCUGAAGUCAUUGUGAUUCAAUCAACUCGUGGGACCAUCUCAACGGCGCGUCUCAGACUCAAGACGAGUCGUUGGAGGCGUUUACCAAGGCUCAAGGGCGGGCGAUUAAGGAUUACUUGGCAGAGAUGCAAACAGAGGCUGAAGAAGGAAGGGAAGCCGUUAAUGGCGGAUGGGAAGAAUGUGGUUGUCAAUGAACAACAGGUCGAUAAGUUUCUUUACACGACUCUUAAGUUGAACUCUACCAUUAUGUACCACUCCAGAAUGGCCGCGGUGGUGCUUGUCAGCCUUCCGCCUCCGCCACUCAACCACCCGGCCUAUUUCUACAUGGAGUAUAUGGAUUUGUUGGUGGAGAAUAUUCCUAGGAUUUUGAUUGUUCGAGGUUACCGUAGAGAUGUCGUCACUUUGUUCACGUAG